UCCAAAUUUUUAUUUAUAUUAUGCUGCUGUGUGCUGUCUGUUGUUAGGUAAUAACACGUAAUUAGUUGCUUGUAUGAAAAAUUCUCCAUGUUGGAAGAAUUGUAAAUUACUUUAAACUUACACAGCAUCUCAUCCAUCAGAAUAAUGCCCCCCACUAUACAGACUGGGACUACGGAUGACGAACGCGAUCGGAAACUUCGACCUGGUGAAAAAAGAUCUGACUUAGUAUGCAGAGUGAAAUAUUGUAACACUUUACCUGACAUUCCAUUUGAUCCAAAAUUCAUCACUUACCCAUUUCUGCCCAAUAGAUUUGUUGAUUAUAAGCCAACAUCAUUGGAAAGAAAUUACAAGCAUGAUCUCUUGACGGAACAUGACCUGGGUGUGGAAAUAGAUCUAAUAAACCCAGAUACCUAUGCCAUUGAUCCUACUGCUACACUACAUCCAGAUGAUGAGAGAUUAUUAGAAGAAGACAGUUUAACUCCACAGGAUUCAAAGAGGUCUCGACAUCAUAACAAAACUGUUCCUUGGCUGAAGAAAACCGAGUACAUAUCCAACGAGUUUAACAGAUAUGGAAAUUGCAGUGAAAAAACAGAAACAAAAGUGGGUUACAAUGUCAAAAAGCUUUUCAAGGAAGAAAAUAUGUACAUGGAUCGAGAGAGUCAAAUCAAUGCUAUUAAUAAAACCUUUUCUGAUGCCAAAAUUCCGAUUGAGAAGCACUACAGUAAACCCAAUGUUCAUGCAAUCGAAGAGCUUCCUGUGUAUCCAGACUUUCAGCUUUGGAGGUAUCCUUUUGCCCAAGUCAUGUUUGAUACAGAACCUGCUCCUAACAAUCAAAUGGAAGAAAUGUCUCAAGCUAUGAUUCGAGGUGUGAUGGAUGAAAGUGGGGAGCAGUUUGUCGCUUACUUCUUGCCGACAGAGGAUACUAUUAAGAAAAGGAAGAGAGAUGCAGAAAAUGGAGUGGAUUAUGAGGAUGAAGAAGAGUAUGAAUACAAAAUGGCUCGAGAAUACAAUUGGAAUGUCAAAAAUAAAGCUUCAAAAGGCUAUGAAGAAAAUUAUUUCUUUGUCUUUAGAGAGGGAAGCGUAUAUUAUAAUGAACUAGAAACAAGGGUACGAUUGAGCAAAAGACGGUUGAAGCCUGGAGUACAACCUAAUUCUAAUUCAAAACUUGUAGUACAGCACCGUACUUUGAACGAACCUGAAUUUAAAGCACAGGAGGUUCGCAUGAUGCAACUUGAACCUCCUCAAGAAGAGGAAGAGGAGGAAGAAGAAACACAAGCAAAUGGAGAAACAGAAAAUGAUGCUGAGGAGAAAGAGGAUGAGGAGGAAGAACAAGAAGGAGAUAAAGAGGAGGAAGAGGACGAAGAAAAGGAGAAAGCUUCUGCUUCUGAAGAAGAAAGUGACACAGAAAAUAAAAAGGAAGAUAAAUCUGAUGUGGAAUCUGAAGCUGAAGAGAAGGAACAAGAAAAUGAUAAAGCUAGUGUUAAAUCGUCAUCUAGUUCUAAAUCUUCCAAAUCUUCAUCAUCAUCGUCGUCUUCAUCAUCAUCCUCUUCUUCCUCCUCCUCUUCAAGUGAGAGUGAGGCUGAAGCUGAAGAUCAGAAAAAGAGAGACGAAGAAGAAAUUUUCGGUAGUGACAGUGAUUGAAACUGUAAAUAGACAUUUGUGAGAUGGUGUGUACAUAUUUUUUUUUGUAAUAAAUAUUUUCCUUAGU
This is a messenger RNA of Uloborus diversus, 1708 nucleotides long. It is a transcript of the gene atms, whose product is annotated as RNA polymerase II-associated factor 1 homolog. The coding region runs from base 145 to 1641 and encodes 498 amino acids. NCBI's taxonomy places the organism in Eukaryota, Metazoa, Arthropoda, Arachnida, Araneae, Uloboridae. The transcript is spliced from 13 exons. Gene Ontology annotation, biological process: transcription elongation by RNA polymerase II. Gene Ontology annotation, cellular component: Cdc73/Paf1 complex. Gene Ontology annotation, molecular function: RNA polymerase II complex binding; chromatin binding. The record is from RefSeq and is a predicted model, not a curated record.